UAAAACAUGUGGCUAGGAGAACACACUCGACGAAAUGACGAUGAAGCACACAAUAGCUCUAGCUCUGCUUUUGAUACUUAGCUUCCUUUUCACGUAUCUUAUUCUUGUCGCUGUUAAAUCACGACGACGGAGAUCAAGCUCACUGGCACUGGUUCCGGGACCUCCCGGACCUUCGGGAUGGCCCAUAAUCGGAAACCUUCUCCAGAUCAUCGGAAAAGCUCCUCACCGUUCAUUUGCUGAUCUCUCGAGAGUUUAUGGACCAGUCAUGAGUCUUAGGCUUGGAAGUUUAACCAAAGUGGUCAUUUCUUCACCAGAUGCAGCAAGAGAGGUUCUUUAAACGCUUGACCAUGUCUUAUCCGGGCAAACCUUUAGCAAGACGGUUCGAGCCUUCGGCCACCACGAAGUCUCCGUAGCAUGGCUACCUUCGACGUCGUCUCGUUGGAGGUUAUGGAUACUGGCGACAAAACUUUUCUCACGGGAGCAUCACAAAGCCACGAAGUCCGUAAGGUCGAAGAAAGCGAAAGAACUUGUAACAUUUCAUUAUCCAAAGAGGCGAACGAGGCUUCUCCGUCGACAUUGCUCGUACGUGCGUGCUUCAUCACGUCGCUUAAUGUAGACUCAAACGUUGUGUUUUCGAUCGACUUAGGUAGUUACGAUCCGAGAGCCUCCACGGAGCUCCAAGACUCCUUGUCUCGUAUGAUGAAAACAAUGGGGAAACCGAACCUCGCAAAUUAUUUUCCGUCUCUUGAGUUUCUUGAUCUACAGGGUAUCCGGAAAGAGAUGAAGGUCAUGUGUUCGGAGAGGUUGUUUCAGGUUUUUCAAGGCCUCAUCGAUGCUCGGAUCGCGGAAAGAUCAUCGCAGAUUGGACCUAGAGUCGAUGCACUGAGAGGCGAUUUGUUGGAUUCAGUGAUCGAUCUUAUUCAAGAAGAGGGAUCGGAAGUCGACAUGAAUGAUAUCAAACACUUUUUAUGCAGGUUAAGGCAUUACUCUGAACCUAUCAAGAAAAUGGUGUAUAAAAUUAAGGAACUUGGCAAGAGAAUCAACGAUCUAUCUGGGUAUGUGCACAUUCUUUACUCAUUAAGUGUUGGGCUUAUAUUGAUUACUGAAUUUUGCUUAUUGGUUGUGAUAUAUGGUUAUUGGGAUGCUUAUAUGGAUACUUGCAGGUAUCAAGAAGUUUGAUAAAAAAAUCUUGCUUGUAUGAUAAAAAGGUUGUCUCUGUUUGUCCUUUUUCGUUUUUGUUUACUUUAGAAUGUGUUGUUCCAUGAUUACUUCUUAAAAUCUUAAGUUAAUUAGUUUUGGAUUUAGUUGUUGUGCUCAUCUUCAUUGAAAGGCUGUGAACUUCAAAGAAGAAGAAGAAGAAGGAAUGCAAAGUGUACGUGGCCAUAGCAACCAUGAGUUUUUUCGUUAUCUCAUUUGAUUGCUUUGUAUUUUGUUUUCCUCUUUAGAGAUAAUUUGUUCCUUGUUUCAUUGAAUUUUUAUGUUAAAAUUUUAUAUCAAUAAAAUGAUUU
Arabidopsis thaliana (thale cress) is the source of this 1508-nucleotide messenger RNA. RefSeq names its product Cytochrome P450 superfamily protein. Gene Ontology annotation, molecular function: iron ion binding; monooxygenase activity; heme binding. The transcript is spliced from 3 exons. The coding region runs from base 415 to 1179 and encodes 254 amino acids. The record is from RefSeq and is marked reviewed. NCBI's taxonomy places the organism in Eukaryota, Viridiplantae, Streptophyta, Magnoliopsida, Brassicales, Brassicaceae.